Messenger RNA from Trichoderma harzianum CBS 226.95, 952 nucleotides. RefSeq lists its product as hypothetical. The transcript has 2 exons. NCBI's taxonomy places the organism in Eukaryota, Fungi, Ascomycota, Sordariomycetes, Hypocreales, Hypocreaceae. The coding region runs from base 164 to 898 and encodes 244 amino acids. The record is from RefSeq and is a predicted model, not a curated record.
AAAGAAGCAUAAUAACAUAUAUUUUUUUCCCCAGCUAGACAGCUAAUAAUGCCACUAGUGAAUGAUUUUAUUUUUUUACUAGGCAAGCCAGGCUAUGAACGAUAUUCGCAGGACAUAUUUUUACUAUUAGAAUUUUCCUUUCAACAACCACAAGUCAACAACCAUGCCUCACAAACACAAGUCAAAAAAGGGCGAAUUUGAAGCAGAAUUCGAUCUCGCCCCUACAGAGAAAGCGCGGUCUCUUCCAGUAAACAAACGAAAAGCUGCAUUAAGUCCUGGAGAGCGAGUCACAAAGAAGCGUGCUAGAAGCUCAUUAAGAGGCAAUGACACACCGCGAGCAUUCAAGAGAAUUAUGGCUGUGGCAGGGGGGGAGAAAAUUAGAUCAGGCUUGGAUGAUGGUCAACUCGACAAAACGACUACGAAGGCUACCGAUGUAACGAACGAGAAACUUCAAAUUCGUCCCGGCGAAAAUUUAGGGGCCUUUGCCAGCCGGGUUGAUGCGGCUCUACCGGUAUCAGGGCUUGCGAAGAAAACCAGCACGAAUGCAGAGGGCAAAGACGCAUUAGGAUUGAAAGUGUAUCGCACUCGCAAAGAGCGCAAAAUGCACAAACUCUACGAUCAGUGGAGGGCAGAGGAAUCGAAGAUACAAGAAAAGAGGGAGGAGGAGCUAGAGCGCAUAGCAGAACGCGACCUCGAAGAUGAUGCCGCCGGCAUUCUUACUUCAGCUGCCUUUGAAAACGAGAAUAGCCAUACGAAAAAGAGGAAGGGGGGUAAGAGGAAAAGAAUAGUAGAGGAAGACCCUUGGCUAGAAUUGAAAAAGCGAAGAGGAGAGAAAAAGGCAAAGGUUCAUGAUGUUGUAUUGGCACCGCCAGAACUUCAUAAAGUAGAAUUAAAAUAAAAUAUAAUGCUAAUAUUAGAGUAUUGCUAUUCAGGCUGUAUCUAACCUAAUUAG